AUGGAUCCUCCACGCCGAGCACCGCGCACAAUAAUCGACCCCGUCCCUAAAUUCCGUCAAGUCGGUUUCUUCGCUCCCGGAGCCCCACCCGAUCGUUCUCUAUCGGGUCCACCCGACCCUACUCACUCUUCUCACCCCAUCGCCGACACAUCCGCUUCUCUUUCACCUGUUAUGAUACCUCCGCCGCGUCAUCUUUCUGAUAACCUCGCUAUUCACGCUCGGUCCGCCGCGUUGCCUCGCCGUGCCGAGUCGAUUACUGUUGGUGGAAGUAACUCUGAUGCUCCUGUUUCGCCGGCGCCGUCGUCGUCGUAUUCGAGUAGGGUUGUUGUUGGUGGUGACCGAGGGUUUUUUGAUGGGAAGGGGAAUGAUGCUGGGAAGGUUGUCGCGUCUUCGUUUCCGAGAGGUGGAUUUGAUUUGACGGCUUUGAAGGGGAAUGGUGGUGGUGUUCCGGCGAGUGGGUUGACUACUGUUUCUGUUGUUAAUGAUUCGCUUGGGAUUGGGAUUCCUGAAAAAGAAAAAGCAAACAAAGGAGGAGGAUCAGCUGGGGAAAUGAAAGACCAAUCUACUAAUUCGAAACAGGAGAAACCAAAACCCACAAAAGCUGAAAGACGUGCACUUCAAGAAGCUCAACGAGCUGCAAAGGCUGCUGCAAAAGGCGAAGGAAAUAAGGCGUCUGCAACUGCUACUUCGGUGAAUGCAAAACCCGCAAAAGCAGUAAAGCCUGCACAGAAAGCUGAUAAUGCAUCAAUUGCAGCCACUGAGAAAAAGGGGAGUGAUUUCCCCCAUGAAAAGGACAGAAAGAAAGAUGCCCCUCAACCACGCUUGCAGUAUGAUGACAAAAGCCGGGUGGAGAAAGCUAAACGUCGUUCUGUAGUGAAACAAACCGAGGCUAGGAACAGAGUUGAGUUGUUCAGGCAUUUACCACAAUAUGAACAUGGGAGUCAGCUUCCAGAUCUUGAGGCAAAGUUUUUCGAUCUUUAUCCUGUGCAUCCUGCUGUUUAUAAGGUUGGUUUGCAGUACAUAUCUGGAGAUAUAUCUGGUGGCAAUGAUCGUUGUAUUGCAAUGCUCCAAGCAUUUCAAGAGGCCAUCAAAGACUACAAGGUUCCACCUGAGAAGAGUCUUGGGAGAGAUUUGACAGCAAAAAUUGGCAGUUAUGUAUCAUUUCUUAUUGAGUGCCGACCUCUGUCAAUCAGCAUGGGAAAUGCAAUUAGAUUUCUCAAGAGUCAGAUAGCCAGGCUACCUUUAACCUUGUCUGAAUUAGAAGCAAAAACUUCUCUCCAGUCUGAUAUUGAGCGUUUUAUAAGUGAGAAGAUCAUACUUGCCAACAAGGUGAUAGUCAAGCACGCUGUCACCAAAAUAAGAGAUGGGGAUGUUCUUCUAACAUACGGGUCGUCAUUGGCAGUUGAAAUGAUUCUUUUACAUGCACACGAAUUAGGAAAACAAUUUCGUGUUGUGAUAGUUGACUCACGUCCAAAGCUUAGAGGCCAACAGUUACUCCGCAGGCUUGUGGAGAAAGGUCUUAACUGUACAUACACUCAUAUAAAUGCUGUUUCUUACAUAAUGCAUGAAGUAAGUCGCGUUUUUCUGGGUGCUGAAUCGAUACUCUCUAACGGAACGGUAUAUUCAAGAGUGGGGACUGCAAGUGUUGCAAUGGUUGCUCAUGCAUCCCGUGUACCAGUCAUAGUAUGUUGCGAGGCCUAUAAAUUUCAUGAAAGGGUACAGCUGGAUUCAAUUUGCUCUAAUGAACUUGGUGAUCCGGAUGCCAUUUCAAACGUUCAGGGUAGAGUGGAUGUCAACCACUUGGAUGGUUGGGCCGAUAUUGAAAAUCUGCAACUUCUAAAUUUGAUUUAUGAUGCAAUGCCUUCAGAUUACGUUUCAAUGAUAGUCACAGAUUAUGGCAUGGUCCCCCCCACGAGUGUACCUGUAAUUGUAAGAGAAUAUGGGAGAGAACAGGUCUGGAUAUAA
Messenger RNA from Lathyrus sativus (Indian pea), 1965 nucleotides. The record is from the annotation of a GenBank genome assembly. Lineage: Eukaryota; Viridiplantae; Streptophyta; Magnoliopsida; Fabales; Fabaceae.